This is a messenger RNA of Penicillium robsamsonii, 1428 nucleotides long. RefSeq lists its product as uncharacterized. NCBI's taxonomy places the organism in Eukaryota, Fungi, Ascomycota, Eurotiomycetes, Eurotiales, Aspergillaceae. The record is from RefSeq and is a predicted model, not a curated record. The transcript is spliced from 2 exons. Gene Ontology annotation, molecular function: protein binding. The coding region runs from base 1 to 1428 and encodes 475 amino acids.
AUGCCUCCUUCCAAAACAAUAGAUGCACUAUCAUGUGCUAUAAUUGCUCGGUUCCUGCGCAGCAACAACUAUUCUGAGACACUGAACGCUUUUCUCCGCGAGGCUGACCUUGCUCCCGACGUGGGGCAGACCUCGGGCGAUGACACCAACAACUGGACCAUCCAAAGCUUGCUCGAGGAGAAGAACACAUACGACCAAACCGUGGAUUUUGAAAGAUAUGGCAAGGGUCAUCAACAGUCGGAUUUAUGGAGCCAGCCAGCACCAUCAAAACCUGCUCUCAUCCAGACGCCGACAUCAUCAAAUAUCCUUGCUGCGUCGGUAGAGAAAUGGCAGAAACCUCGCGAUGAUGUCGAUGGAGCUGCCUCGGCGCAGUCUUAUAUCGUCUCCACGAGUGCAGACAAACAAGUCCAUUUAUUCGAGACAGCAGAAGGCAAUACGGCUCUGAAGUCAUUCUCGGGCCUCUCUGCUACACCCGUUCUGUCAUUUGCCUCGAUCCUCCAGGGCCGAUACAUCCUCAUGAGCAACAUGUCCGGCCAGCUAAUCCUCCAACAUGGAUCUGAAACGCUUGACAGCAGAAAGGACCAUGCAAAGUACCUGGUGAAGGUGGUAGCCUACGAAGACAAGACAGAUCCUUCUAAGUGGUGGGUUGCCACCGCCGGCUGGGACGAGCAUGUUUUGUUAUAUUGCCUCAAUAUCCCCGAUGAAGCAAACGCACCGGCACUCAAGAUUGGCGAGCCCGUUACACGCAUCAAACUCAAUUCAAACCCCGAAUCACUGCUGUUUGCACCACAUGUGGACACCAACGAGCUGCUGCUCCUCGUCUCACGCAGAGACUCGACUCAUAUCUACUACUAUAAGGUAGAAGGAGCACCGGAAGCUCGCCUUCUUGGACACCAGAACCUAGCACCCCAUUCCAAUGCCUGGAUUGCGUUCUCGCUGUGCGAUAUGGCGCUCAGUCCACACGACUCGAGCCUCCUGGCUGUAGCGACGUCGUCAUUGCCCCAUAUGAAAGUGAUCAUCGUGCGUCUGCUAUUCCCUGCAACAGAGACAUCGGUCGCUUCAGAGGACCCAGUGACACAGGCAUCUCAAGCAAUGACGACGCUGGAACUAGAGAACCGUGAGGAUGCUGCUAUCCUCGUGCAGGCAAACACCCUCGCCCCGCAGACUGAUUACUCCACGCCGCAGUUGACAUGGCGGCCUGAUGGGUCUGGGAUUUGGGUUAAUGGAGAUGAUGGCGUGGUUCGUGGUAUUGAGACGAAAACCGGAAAGGUCAUGGCUACGUUGAAGGGUGGUCAUGAAGCGGGCUUUAAGGUGAGGACUGUUUGGUCAGGGUAUGUCGAUGUACCCCAGGAAGAGGGUGACCCCGUCCGGGAGGAAUGGGUUAUCAGUGGUGGGUUUGAUAAAAAGUUGGUUGUUUGGAAGGUAUGA